AUGGAAGUCCCACAACCAAUUAUUGAACUUUUACAGUCAUUAAACUCUGGUAACAAUGAACAAAUUAAAAAGGGCGAAGAGUUAUACAAUCAAUUAAAGCGUCAACAACCAGAUCUUUUAAUUUCCAGUUUUAUUACUUUAAUCAGAACUUCACAAAAUGAAGCUUUAAGAUCAUAUCCACCAGUUUUACUUAGAACUUUAGUUAAUGGUGUUGAUUCAGGUAAUAUUCUUUCAUCAUUAAAACCAGAAACUAUUGGACUUUUAAAAGCCGAAUUAGUCAAUGCUGUUUAUCAAGAACCAAAGAACUAUAUCAGACAUUCAAUUCUCAAUGUUAUUGCAGUUCUUGCAAUCUAUCUUAUUCCAAAACAACAAUGGACUGAAGUUUUAGAAUUCAUUGUACAAUCAGCCAAAGACCAAAAUGAAAAUUUAAGAGAGUCUGCUUUCUUUUUAAUUGGUGCUAUUAUUGAUGACCCAAGCGUCUCACAAGCUCUUUCACCAUCAUUCCCAGUUUUUGCCGAACUUGCUAAAAAAGGUCUUGAAGAUCCAUCAACUAAAGUCAAAGUUGCUUCAUUAGAAACCAUCUCUUCUUUCAUUGAUGCUAAUCCAGAACAAGCAGAAGUUUUUAAACAAUUAAUUGGAUUAAUGUUACAAGCUGUUCAAAAAGCUAUUGAAUCAAAUUUAGAAAAAGAAGCACAAAAAGCUAUUCUUGCUUUUAUUAUUAUUGUCCAAUAUCACCCAGAUUGGUUCAAAGCCGAAUUUAACCUUGUUUUUAAAACUUUCUUUGGUUUCCUUGAAUCAAAAGCACUUGAAGACGAAACUAGACACACCGUUUUACACUUUUUCCUCACCGUUGCCGAAGUUAAAUCAAGUUUAAUGAAGAAGGCUGAAUAUUUAGAGCCAUUAGUUUUACUUUUACUCAAAUGGAUGUCCACUGUCGAAGAUAUCGAUUUUAAAGAAUGGAACAGCUUAGAAACUGAACCAACAGAAGAUGACGACCCAAAUGUUGCCCUCGAAGCUAUCGAAUCCUUAUCUCAUUGUAUCAGCAAAGGUCUUUGGGAUUUCUUUGGUAAAUGUGCCCCAACUCUUAUUAAAUCAAACAACUGGAAAGAACGUUAUACAUUCUUAAUGACCCUUUCAGCAAUUUCAGAAGGUUGUCAAAAGAAAAUUAAACAAAACUUCAAACUCCUCAUUGAACAUAUGACUGCUUUAGCCAAAGACCAACAUCCACGUGUUCGUUUCGCUUUCUUCUAUUGUUUAGGUUCACUUUCAACAAGUAUCAAACGUGAAGUUCAAGAUGCAUACAAAGUUUUAAUCCCAAUCGCAUUAGAACAUCUUAACGACCCAUUUUCAAGAGUUAUCAUUUCAGAUUGCGAGUUUUUAACUUUAUUCCUUGAUGAAAUUAAAACAUCAAGAGUCAAAGAAUUCAAAGACCAAUUUUUAGCAGGAUUAUCACCACUCUUACAAAGCAACGAUUACAAGAUUGUACAACACUCAUUAAAUGCUUUCUCAAGUGUUGUCGAUGGUAUUGGUGAAGAUUUUACCAAACAUUAUGGUGAAAUUAUGCCAUUCUUAAUUAAAAUCAUUCAAACUCAAACUUCUCAAGAAACCAAAACUCUUCGUGGUAGAGCUAUCGAAACUAUAUCAUUAAUCGGUUUAGCUGUUGGUAAAAAAGUUUUCAUCAGAGAUUGCAUUGAAAUUAUCAAUUACAUUUCAUCAUUACCAAAAUUACCAGAUGACGAUCCACAAGUUGAUUUCUUCUUAAGAGCUUUCACUCGUUUCGCUCAAUGUCUUGGUGAAGAUUUCGUUCCAUAUCUUCCAAAUGCCAUGUCACCAUUAAUGGAUGCUAUCAAUGGUAAAGUUGAAAUCGAAGAAAGUAAUGAAUAUGCCGAUUCAAUUGGCUCAUCUGGCACUGUUGUUAUGGAAAAUAAAGCUAUGGCCUUAGAAAUGGUUUCAAUUUAUUGCAUGGAAUUAAAGAUUCAUUUAUUCCCAUAUGUCGAAAAAUUAUAUAGUGGUUCAAUCAGUUUAAUCGAUUUUGCCUACAAUAGCAUCGUUCCAAUUCAAGCUGUUAACCUCAUCCCAUAUCUCGUUAAAAUCUGCAGAGGUUAUUAUGAAAGCCAAGGUGUUCCAAAUGGUAUGGCUUCAGAUUAUACCGCCAAAAUAUACAAUGAUGCUUUUGAACGUUUAGUUGCCUCAAUUAAAAUCGAAGCUGAACCAGAAAUUGCCUCUGCUAAAUUAAAAGCUUUAGCCGAUCUUCUCGACAUUGGUGGUGGUUUUGAACCAACCAAAAUACUCAAUGCUACUUUUGAUGCUGUCCGUGAAACUUUUACAAACCUUCAAGAAAUCGAAGACGAAUACCAACAAGGUAUCGAUGCUGAAGAUGAAGAUGCUGAUGAAGCUCCAGAAAGAGAAAUUAUCGAUGAUGCUUACAACAGUUUAGCUAUGGUUUUAGGUGAAGUUUGUAUUCAAUAUAAAGCUGCUGCUGUUCCAUAUAUUAAAGAAGUUCUUGUAACUAUCAACGAUCUCAUCGAAAAAGCCCCAUCUGUUGAAAUCAAAACAUCUAUGAUUUGCAUUUUAGAUGAUUUAAUUGAAAAUGGUGGUCCAGAUGCUUACCUUCUUUAUCCACACAUUAUUAUUCCAAUGUUAAAAUGCGCUUCAGCCACUGACGAAGAUCCAUCACUCAUUCAAUCAGCCGUAUUUGGUCUUGGUUUAGCUGCUGAAAACGGUAAAGAAUAUUUUAGUCAAUUCUUAAUGAAAUCACUCGAAGUUUUAGUUGGCAUUAUUAAUAGACCAACCAGCGACGAUGAAGAAGUUGCUGCUCGUGAUAACUCCAUCUCUGCUAUGGGUAGAAUGAUUGUUUCCCUUCCAGCCCAUUUAGGCAACAAUCUUCCAGCAUCCAUUGAUGCAUGGUUAAGCUAUCUUCCAAUCCAAGAUGAAGGUGAAGCCCAUUCCAUCAUUAAAUCAUUAGGAUUCCUCAUCCAAACAUACCCUCAAUUAGUUUUAACUGAAAAUAAAAUUGUUAGAAUUUUAGAAGUUAUCGCUGUAGGUCUCAUCAGAAAUGUUAUUGAUGAAAACGAAAAAGCUGCUUUUGUCAAUGCCUUAUCACCAUUCAAAAAUCAAAUCAUUCAACAAUUUGGUAAUGUCAAGGCUGAAUAUAGAGAACCACUUAAUACUCUUUUAAAAUAA
Dictyostelium purpureum is the source of this 3183-nucleotide messenger RNA. RefSeq lists its product as uncharacterized. Gene Ontology annotation, cellular component: cytoplasm; nucleus. Lineage: Eukaryota; Evosea; Eumycetozoa; Dictyosteliales; Dictyosteliaceae. Gene Ontology annotation, biological process: protein import into nucleus. Gene Ontology annotation, molecular function: nuclear import signal receptor activity. The coding region runs from base 1 to 3183 and encodes 1060 amino acids. The transcript is spliced from 3 exons. The record is from RefSeq and is a predicted model, not a curated record.